Trifolium pratense (red clover) is the source of this 692-nucleotide messenger RNA. Its product is annotated as indole-3-acetic acid-induced protein ARG2-like. Lineage: Eukaryota; Viridiplantae; Streptophyta; Magnoliopsida; Fabales; Fabaceae. The record is from RefSeq and is a predicted model, not a curated record. Bases 147 to 437 code for a protein of 96 amino acids. The transcript has 2 exons. Gene Ontology annotation, biological process: response to stress. Gene Ontology annotation, cellular component: mitochondrion.
CACCACUUUGUUUCUCCACACUUGUUCAACCUUUCCAUCACAACAAAUAGAUUCAUCGUUCUCUUGUUUUCUCUUUUUCAUUAACACACAAAUUCACUUCUAUUAAUUAACCUUUCAACACUUUCAAUCAAAUUCUAAGUACAUCAAUGGCUCGCAACUUCAAUAACAUCAAGACUUUCUCUGCUCUUGUUGCUGAUGGAUUCUCCAACUCUCUUACUAGACGAGGAUAUGCGGCGGCAGCGACACAAAACACAACAAGAGGAGUGGCAACCUCCGUGAGCGGCAAGAUAGUAUCAUCCAAAUCAGGAGAAGACAAGGUGGCAAAUGCCGGAAAGGUUACGUGGGUCCCAGACCCCGUGACUGGUUACUACAAACCGGAAAACACCAACGAGGUUGAUGUUGCUGACCUAAGAGCCACAGUUUUGGGCAAAAAGUAAUUAGAACUACUAGUUUAAUUUCAUCAAUUUUAAAUGAGGUGGCUUCUUGGUCUUGAUAUUGAUCUUGCUUGUACUAGCAUUUCUCCAAAAAAAGAUUACAUGUUGUAACUCCGUUAACGCAUUAAUCAUUAUCGACCAUUUGAUAAAAAAUUAUAUAAAGAUUCGUACUUCUCUAUGAGACUAUGUCCACUUUUUUGUUCUCGUAUGUAAGCUUAAUUUAAUUUAGAAAUGAAAUUAAAAUAUCAUUAUUGUUGA